AUAAAAUCUUAAGCAGCGUACACAUGGGGUUGACUGCAUGACCGCCGACACACAAGACUUAUUUAGAUAACCAAAGUACAUUAUAGCUGCAGCUAUUUGCCAUGGAGAUGCUGAUUUCCGUGGUAAUAGCAUGUCUGAUUGCAGUGCUUCCUAAACUCUACAUGAAGCUCAUAAUUGGAGUUUGCAAAAGCAAUGCAGAUUUGUCAGGGAAAACUGCCAUUGUUACUGGAGCAAAUACAGGUUUGGGAUAUGCUACUGCAUUAUGCUUUGCUAGAAGACAUGCCCGAGUAAUCCUUGCAUGUCAAAAUGCAGAGAAGGCAGAAAAGGCAGUAAUGAAAAUACAAAAGACAACAGGAAACCAGAACAUCACAUACAAAGUGAUAGACACCAGUGACUUGGCAUCAGUCAGGAAAUUUGCACAGCAGAUAAUUCAAGAGGAAAAACACUUAGAGAUUCUUGUGAAUAAUGCUGGCAUAGCAGGUCCAUUUAGAAGACAUACAACAAAGAAAAACAUGGAACUCACGAUGGCUACAAAUUAUUUUGGACAUUUCCUUCUUACAAACCUUCUUUUAGAUUUGCUGAAGAAGUCGUCACCAAGCAGAAUUAUUAAUGUUUCAUCAUCUGUUCAUCGUUGGAUUAAGCUAGAUCUUUCAGAUCUAAUGCUUAAAAAUUUCUAUAAUAUGCACAAGGCUUAUGCCAGCAGUAAGCUGGCUAUGGUGCUGUUUACCAAAGAAUUGUCUAAAAGACUAAAGGAUCAAGGAGUAUCUGUAUACAGUGUGGAACCAGGAACUGUUCGAACAGACUUUUUUAACAAAUUCCCUCCUGUCAUGAGUGAAAUUUUUAGGGUCAUUGGUGUCUUUUAUUUUAGGAGUCCAGAAGAGGGGGCUCAAACAGCCGUGCACUGUGCUGUAGCAGAUGAUGUUAUUGGUUUAUCUGGGCAUCAUUUUGCAGAGUGUGCCAUCAUGGAAGAUUGUGCUCAAGCAAAGGAUGCUGGGAUUGCCAAAAAACUCUGGGAACAAAGUGAACAGAUAUGUGGACUCAAUGAAAACUGAAUAGCCCUAAUUGUUGAUGGAAGAAAUUUUUAAAUCCUGUAUGAUCUUUUCUGUGUGCCAUUAAGUACUGACAAUAAGUAAAAAAUAAUCAGAAAGUUUUAUUCAACCAUAGAGUUGAUUGUUUAAUCAAGUAUGUACAAUUAUUACAGCUUAUGGUGUUACUGUUAUUAUUAAAGGACCCAAUAUGCAGUAUUGGCAACUGUCCCAGGUUGGAGAAUAAUGCCAUACUAUUAUUUACCACAUGCUGAUAUAUAUAUAUAUAUAUAUAUAUAUAUAUAUAUAU
Messenger RNA from Lingula anatina, 1335 nucleotides. RefSeq names its product retinol dehydrogenase 11. Gene Ontology annotation, molecular function: oxidoreductase activity. The record is from RefSeq and is a predicted model, not a curated record. Lineage: Eukaryota; Metazoa; Brachiopoda; Lingulata; Lingulida; Lingulidae.